Plasmopara halstedii is the source of this 747-nucleotide messenger RNA. RefSeq lists its product as hypothetical. Lineage: Eukaryota; Oomycota; Peronosporomycetes; Peronosporales; Peronosporaceae. The record is from RefSeq and is a predicted model, not a curated record. The transcript has 3 exons. Bases 1 to 747 code for a protein of 248 amino acids.
AUGGAUCUCGUAGAGCUUAAAGGUUAUCUACGCAAAAAGUCGCGCCACGAUCGAUGGCAGCGCCGCUACUUCGAGGCUACAACGCACUACUUGACGUACUACAAGAGUCGAGAAAGCGAAAAACUUUUGGCAUGCAUCGAUCUUUGGAGAACACAAACUAUCGAUUUUGUACCCACGGACGAAGACAAAUUGGAGUUUUUCAUUGCCAUUGGCGAGCAAUCCUAUCUGCUUAAAGCUGACAGUCAGGACGAUGCUGAGCGAUGGGUUAAGGGCUUACAAGUACGUCAGCGCCGUCCUGAGGGCACGCCUUCCGAGGUCUUUAGCUUGCGUAGCGAACAUCUGGACGCUGAGAGCGAUGUCUCAAGUGACUAUGGCGGUCGACGUCAUCGGAAUGCGUCAUCCGACUCGGGUGGUCAUCGCUCAUCCUAUUCACUAUCUUAUGGCGAGACGCAGAAUCCGGUAGUUCCAAAUGCUGCUGCUAUAGCAAGACUCUCGCUGUCACAUGCUGACGCUAUUAAUCCUGUGGUUCCGAACGCUAAUUCGAUGGCGCGUUUGUCGAUACCCCAAGCAGAAGCUUCCGAUCCAAUUGCUCCAAAUACUACUGCAUCGACAGAGUUAAAAUAUCCAAUGGUCAAUAAUAACCAACAAAUCACGCGGUCGACAGUAACGACGAAGAUUGCUUCAAAGACAGCGGAGGAUGAAGUCAAUAACAAUGCACAGUGCUGUGCCCCAUGCGUAAUAAUGUAA